AAACUUCUUGAUGAUCCUUAUAAUAUUUCUGUUAUUAUUCCCCAGCAGUUCAUGGAAAUAAAUAACACAAUCCAUUUUUUUUCUCUCUCGGACGAUUCGGCGUCCAAUUAUUCUUUUUCCCUGUGGCUCGUCGGCUGCGCGUUGUGCGUUGUCGUGGAAACGAGAGCCAAACACAACACAGCCGUCAUUUUAUACCCGCCCUGCUUUCAUUUGGCGACGUAUAUAAUAAUCCGACGUUGCAGCUAUAGUAUCCUGUGCUUAUUUCGAGUUUCCUUUUCGCUUCUUAUAAUUGAUACACCGAAUCAGUGACUGGAGCCAGCAAGGGCUAUGAACAACUGCUAUUUGUGGAUGAGAGAGCAGCAGCAGCAGCAUGCUGAGGAGGAGCCGAAUGUCGAAGAAGAACAAGAUCGAUCGUUGCACGUCGUUGAAGUCUGUCUACCCACCGUCCGCCAGCCGUUUCAACAAUUCGAUCAGAUGUUGGAUGACGAAGAACUACCGGAAUUGAGCUUAAGCGAGCCGGAUUCCAAUUCCAGGAACAAUGAUCCACCGAGCUCCACUGAGAGAUCCUCCAGCAGCAGCAGCACCAGUCAGAAUGAAUGCGCUCAGAGGGAUGUGCGGAAUGCUGCCGGAAUUCCGGCGUCGUCGGUUGCCAGCAGCAGCCAAUCACUAAUGCGAACGUCCCAUCGCAAGAAAUUCCUGUCUAGAAGCCACAACUCGCUUGUAUUCCAACCUCCAGAUUAUUCGAAAGUCGAGAGCAAAGUCAAGAAAUACAUCGACUCCAUGAGAGAGCAGCAACAGCAGCGCCGACAGGGCCCUAAAAAUCAGUUUGAUCCAGAGCCAGUCCCGGCCCUUGAGCUGGAACAGCAUUCGUCCGUCGUGCCGGAAGAUGUGACCAAUUUGAAACGGCAAUUGGUCGAUCAAGAAGCGAUGGUCGAAGUCCUCCAAGAAGGCCACGACAGACUGUUGUUGCACAACGCUAGACUUCAAAACAUGAUGGAAGAUAUGCGCACCAAGAUACGUAUUCUGCACGCACAGCAACAGCGCCAGGAGCGUCAGCCGCAACGGCAGGAACGUCGUACGAAUAGUCCUCCUCAACCGGAUGUCGAUAAGGAUCUUUCCGCAAGCCAAGGAAGUUUUGUAUCGUCCAGCACUGAAAGUGCUGGUGUUGACCCCCUAGUAGCCAUCCAACUGGGUCUGACUCAUCAUCAGCAUGAAUCUCUCAGCAUCACGCCAUCCUCUUACCUGGACCUCCCUCCAUUCGGUCAGUUCAACAGGAAAGCGGAAGACGAUGAAACCAGUAGCUGUGAUUCAAGUUGGAAUUCCAGCAAACUUCAUCAACAGCAUCAGCCAACGACGACUAAAAUUGCAGCUCCUGUCUGGCUGCAAGGCAAAGAACACAUAAUAAAACCGACACUCCCGGAAGAGUCUUUGUUGCCAGAAAAUGAUGCCAAGCCAGAUCUACUGCUGUUAAAACAAUUAAAAGAGAUAACUAUUACAGCUUUAGAAGUCAGGGACCAGACCCGCACAAUAAUUCGCCAAAUAAAUCUUAUUCAACCUCAUGGAUUAUGAAAAUCGAUGUAUGUCUAUUGACUUAUUAAGGUAAAUAACAAUAUAAAUUUCU
Messenger RNA from Daphnia pulicaria, 1621 nucleotides. RefSeq lists its product as uncharacterized. The transcript is spliced from 4 exons. Lineage: Eukaryota; Metazoa; Arthropoda; Branchiopoda; Diplostraca; Daphniidae. The record is from RefSeq and is a predicted model, not a curated record. The coding region runs from base 328 to 1569 and encodes 413 amino acids.